Molecule: messenger RNA, 1023 nt
Organism: Vigna unguiculata (cowpea)
Lineage: Eukaryota; Viridiplantae; Streptophyta; Magnoliopsida; Fabales; Fabaceae
Product: F-box protein At1g61340-like
Molecular function (GO): protein binding
Source: RefSeq, a predicted model, not a curated record
AUUUUUAGGUUUAAAUUAAAAUUUGUGAUUGAUAACCUUUCUUUUAAAUAUUUAAAAAACAUUUCUAGGAUUCAUAUAAAUGGCUAUUAUUUUGACUCGCAGUUGAACCAAGUAACCAACUGUGCAAUUUCCUCAAAUUGUGGUUUUCAAUCUCAAUUUCAAUUUCCUGUGGGAAUCAGAAAUAGAAAACCUAGAAAAUCUAGCACUUUUCCCUCAAAUCGCUGUAGAUUGCAGCAGAAAAGAGGCAUCUUUUGUUGUUAGAGUUUGUGCUCGGAGACAUGGCAAUUGGGCUUGUGGAUUACAGUAAUACUCUGACACUGGGAAGAAAGAGGGUCGUGGUUUCCAACGAUGUGGAAGCUUCUCCUCAAGUUACUACUCCAUUGAAGAAAAUAUGCAGUCGCGAAAUCUCUUCCAAGUCUCAGAUGUCUCCCCUUGAAGCCAUUCCUCAGGAUAUUCUGGUCCAGGUGUUGUGCAGUGUGGACCAUGAAGAUUUGAAGCAGCUUUUUCAUGUGUCUAAAACAAUUAGGGAUGCAACUCUGAUAGCAAAGGACUUACAUUUUGAGUACAGUACCCCAAAGAAGAAAACUUUUGCUUUUCUUCAUCCUAAUGCAGAUGUGUCUAAGGAAAUUGAAACUCCAAAAGCGCCCUUGAGAAAAUCAAAGUCAAGAUGGAAUGCAAAUUUGGCAGACAUCACAAUGGCCUUGUUUAAAGAAGAAUUUUGAAUGGUGAGUCAAGGGAAGAUGAAAGAGAAAAUAAUCAUCAGAAGUGAGGAUUGUGAAUAGAUAGAUUACAUUCAAUAGAUUAUACCUUUGAUAGAUCAGAAGUCUUCUCACGCUGUUUCUUCAAAUCUUUCAUUGAAGAUACGACGCGUAAUCGUGUUUCUGUACAUCUAUAGACAGGCAAAUAGAAACAAAAAUUCAAAUUGUUAGAAUUUUGUUGGAGGGCAAUCUAUGGCCCUCAUAUUGUGAUAUAUUUCAUGACAUUGUCUGUAUUAAUAAAAGAGAAAAGUUUGUUUCAAUUUUC